Bufo bufo (common toad) is the source of this 939-nucleotide messenger RNA. Its product is annotated as olfactory receptor 5G3-like. NCBI's taxonomy places the organism in Eukaryota, Metazoa, Chordata, Amphibia, Anura, Bufonidae. Bases 1 to 939 code for a protein of 312 amino acids. Gene Ontology annotation, cellular component: membrane. Gene Ontology annotation, biological process: G protein-coupled receptor signaling pathway. Gene Ontology annotation, molecular function: G protein-coupled receptor activity; olfactory receptor activity. The record is from RefSeq and is a predicted model, not a curated record. The transcript has a single exon.
AUGAGUAUCAAUUGCACAAUUGUAACAACAGGAUUUAUUCUUUUGGGAUUUUCUGGAAUAACUCAACAUCAAAUCUCGCUCUUUACGAUCUUUUUAUGUACAUAUAUCAUCACACUUUCUGGGAACCUAUCAAUAAUCAUUACAUAUAAGCUUAGUCCAAUCCUCCAUACUCCAAUGUAUUUUUUUCUUGCUAAUUUCUCUCUCUUGGAAAUUCUGUAUGUUUCAUGCACUGUCCCUAAGAUGUUGUCCGGUUUACUGUCAGACUGUAGUAAAGUCAUCUCCUUCUCUGGAUGUGCUAUACAAAUGUAUUGCUUCUUGCUGUUUGGUGGAACAGAGUGCUAUAUGCUGGCAGCCAUGGCUUAUGACCGGUAUAACGCCAUAUGUCACCCUCUGUUGUAUACUCUGAUUAUGAGAGAAACAGUCUGUAUCCGACAAAUAGUUGGCUCAUAUGUCAUCAGUGCAGUUAAUUCUCUAAUACACACAGUGUUCACAUUUUCAUUGCCGUUCUGUGGAUCCAAAGAGAUAGACCAUUUCGUUUGUGAUGUUCCACCGGUGCUAGAACUCUCAUGCCAAGACAUUUGGGUCAAUGAACUUGUGAUAUUUAUGGUUGGCGGCUCUGUAGUAAUUGGUUCAUUCAUAAUAACAAUUAUUUCCUAUAUAGAAAUAAUUUCUAAAAUUUUAAAACUUCAUUCUGCCUCUGGCAAAAAGAAGUCUUUUGUAACUUGUUCUUCUCACUUAAUAGUUGUCACAUUGUUUUAUGGUUCAGCAAUUUUUAUGUAUUUUAGACCAAGAUCAAGCUAUGGAAUUGGCCAAAAAAGUCUAGUUUCUUUAAUGUAUACGGUUAUCGCUCCACUCUUAAACCCUUUCAUAUACAGUCUACGAAACAAAGAAGUCAAAUCAAGUAUAAAAAAUGUAUUUUUAAAGCAAAUGAAAUUCUGA